This is a messenger RNA of Pseudopipra pipra, 1988 nucleotides long. It is a transcript of the gene GATAD2A, whose product is annotated as GATA zinc finger domain containing 2A. Gene Ontology annotation, molecular function: sequence-specific DNA binding. Bases 192 to 1976 code for a protein of 594 amino acids. The record is from RefSeq and is a predicted model, not a curated record. Lineage: Eukaryota; Metazoa; Chordata; Aves; Passeriformes; Pipridae. The transcript has 12 exons. Gene Ontology annotation, biological process: negative regulation of transcription by RNA polymerase II. Gene Ontology annotation, cellular component: NuRD complex.
CUGUCAGUGGCCACCUGAGGGAGCCGCCUCCCCUCCCCCCACGGCCCCAGUCCGGGCCGGGCCCCGCUGAGGAGGAGGAGGAGGCGGCUCUGAGGGGGCUCCGGACAGAUCCUCAGCCACGUCCCUCUGUGCCGCUCGGCCCCGUCGGGAUCCCCGCGGGAACCCAUGACCUGCCCUGCCAGGAGCUCACAAUGACAGAGGAAACAUGCAGGACUCGGAGUCAGAAACGAGCCUUGGAGCGGGACGUGACCCCCAACGAUGUGGACAGUAAGAAACUCAAAAUGGAGAAAGGACUCUUGGGCACGGAGCUGAACUCUGAGGGAGACAUGAAAAUCAAGGCAGAGCCUGGAGCUGGCAAAGUGCAGGGACUGUUAAAGGCUGGAGAGGUGAAGGCGACCAUCAAGGUGGAGGUUCAGACGGGGGACGAGCCCGUGGACAUGAGCACCUCCAAAAGCGAGGCGAAGCGGGAGAAGAGGGUUCCCUCCCCGGACGUCAUCGUGCUGUCGGACAACGAGCCCUCGAGCCCGCGCGUGAACGGGCUCACCAAGAUCGCCCUCAAGGAGACCAGCACCGAGGCCCUGAUGAAGAGCAGCCCCGAGGAGCGGGAGAGGAUGAUCAAGCAGCUCAAGGAGGAGCUUCGGUUGGAAGAGGCAAAACUCGUCCUGUUGAAAAAGUUACGGCAAAGUCAAAUCCAGAAGGAGACCACGGCUCAGAAGCCCGCUGGUUCCUCUGGGAGUGCUGUCACCCCUCCGCCCUUGGUGCGGGGCCCACAGAGUGUUCCUGCUGGGAAACCCUCCCUCCAGACCUCUUCCACACGGAUACCGGGCACUGUGAUCCCUCCUCCCUUGGUCAGGGGAGGGCAACAGGCGUCUUCCAAGCUGGGCACUCAGCAGAACACGCAGAUCGUGAUGCCCCCCCUGGUCCGAGGGGCCCAGCAAAUCCACACGAUCCGGCAGCACUCCAGCACGGGGCCGCCCCCGCUGCUCCUGGCGCCGCGGGCGUCGGUGCCCAGCGUGCAGAUCCAGGGCCAGCGGAUCAUCCAGCAGGGCCUGAUCCGCGUGGCCAACGUGCCCAACGCCAGCCUGCUCGUCAACAUCCCGCAGGCCUCCCCCACCUCCAUCAAAGGCCCGGCGGUGAGCUCGGCCCAGGCCAAUCCCGCGGCUCCCGGCGCGUCCCUGGGCGGCUCCGGCGAGUCCCCGGCCAGCAGGCAGGCGGCGGCCAAGCUGGCCCUCAGGAAGCAGCUGGAGAAGACCCUGCUGGAGAUCCCCCCUCCCAAACCUCCCGCCCCGGAGAUGAACUUCCUGCCCAGCGCCGCCAACAACGAGUUCAUCUACCUGGUGGGGCUGGAGGAGGUCGUGCAGAACCUGCUGGAGACACAAGGCAAGGCGCUGGCGGCGGCGGCGGCGCGCGAGCCCUUCGUGUGCGCGCAGUGCCAGACGGACUUCACGUGCCGCUGGCGGGAGGAGAAGAACGGCACCAUCAUGUGCGAGACCUGCAUGACCUCCAACCAGAAGAAGGCCCUGAAGGCCGAGCACACGAACCGCCUCAAGGCCGCCUUCGUCAAGGCCCUGCAGCAGGAGCAGGAGAUCGAGCAGCGCAUCCUGCAGCAAACGGCCCCCCCGGGGCAGCCCAAGGCAGAGCCCCUCGUGCAGCACCACGCGCUCAAGCAGAGUUCCAGCCAGAUGUCCCGAGGGGCCGGAGCCUCGCGGGGGGUCCUGCACAGCUUCAGCCCGUCCCCAAAGCUCCAGAGCCCCUCGGCCUCGCUGGGCGGCCGGGCCGGGAAGCACGUGGAGCGCUCCGGGAGCAAGGGCAGCGCGGCCUGGAAGAAAACUCCCCUGGGCACGGGCGGGGCUUUGCCCUUCGUCAGUCCCAGCUUAGCCGUGCACAAAUCGGCCUCGGCCGUGGACCGGCAGCGCGAGUAUCUGCUGGAUAUGAUCCCGCCCCGCUCCAUCCCACAGUCGGCCACGUGGAAAUAAUGCCCGGCAAGA